AUGCAGCCUCCAUUUGUGCCGGGCACUGUUCUCUUGGUUGAUGACACACACGAGCAAUCUACGAAGCAUGCGACUGGAAAACACACCGAGAUUGUCCUCAUCCCACCUCCUUCAGACGAUCCAAAUGAUCCCUUGAACUGGUCCCCGGCGCGGAAGAAGCAGCAUCUCAUCCUACUAUGUAUAUAUACAUUCUUCAUGAACGGCUUGAUCAACUUCUACGGUGUCGCCUAUGACGGCCUCGCGCCGGAUUUGAACACAACGUUCGACGGCUUGAAUACAGGGAGCGCUAUUUUAUUUCUCUUCAGCGGCGUUGGCGCAGCCUUCUGGCAACCAGUCGCAAUGAAGAUCGGUCGUCGCCCGGUGUAUAUUAUGGGACUUCUCAUCGCCAUGGUCGGGAGUAUCAUUGGCGCUGUACAAACUAAUUGGGGAGUUUGGGUAACAUUUAAUGUGUUUUGGGGUCUCGGAUGCGGUCCGAAGGAGGGCCUCCCCCAAAUUUCGUUACAGGACACUUAUUUUGCGCACCAGAUGGGUUCCAAAGUAGGAUACUGGGCACUAUCUUACAGUGCUGGUGCUUUCGUUGUCCCUCUUGUCGCGGGUUAUGUGUAUGUAGACUUGAGCUGGCGGUGGUGUUUCUGGAUCACUGCGAUCGGCUUUGCUACGGUGGCACUGGUAUUGUUCUUCGGCCUGGAAGAAACGCUCUAUCCCAGAUCGUACCACACACAUCAGGCAGGACUUCGUCGCACAGGAACCGCGGAGACUCCGUCAGAGAAUGACAGUAAACGUACCGAAUCCGGAUAUGUGGGGAAUGCAAUUAAGAUGAAGUCGUACUGGCAGACUCAUCCGCUGCACUCAUGGGGCGUGAACCCCAACUCAGCCUGGCGCGAUCUCUUUCUUCGUCCGUACCAACUCGCCUUCUUUCCGCCCGUUCUCUGGGCCGGUGUGUUCACCGGCAUCUCGAUUUGCUGGUGGGCUGCAAUCUUCACAACGGAAUCUCAGUUCUUCACCGGCCCACCGUAUCUAUGGAGUGGUGAAAAGGUAGGCCUCACCAACGCUGCCGCGCUUCUUGGUUCCAUCCUAGGCACUGUCUUCGCAGGAAACGUCAGCGACUGGUUCAUCAUCGUUGUGGCGCGCCGCAACAACGGCAUCCGAGAGCCAGAACACAGACUUGUCCUCCUGGUCGUAACCGCUGUCGUUACCUCGGGCGGGUUAGUGAUGUACGGUAAAGGCGUGGAAGUCGGAGUUCAUUGGAUAUGUCCUGUGUUCGGAAUGGGGUUAAUGGCUUUCGGAUUUACUGCAUCUUCAAUAAUUGGAGAGACAUAUAUCCUCGACUCCUAUCGGGCGGUGGCACCAGAGGCCUUAGUACUGAUUAACAUCUUCCGCAACUUGAUCGGCAUGACAUUUGUCUUCGCUGUGCAGCCGUGGCUAAUCCACUCUGGUUACGGUAAUGCGUAUAUCCAGAUGAUGGCCAUGGGCCUUAUUGCUCAUUUGACCGUCAUCCCCAUGAUGAUUUGGGGGAAGCGACUGCGCGCGAUGACCGCAGGGCGAUACGUGCGCAUGGUUGAGGCGAGUGGUAUUCCUCGGGAGUUCGCCUGA
Aspergillus pseudonomiae is the source of this 1593-nucleotide messenger RNA. RefSeq names its product MFS general substrate transporter. Gene Ontology annotation, biological process: transmembrane transport. Bases 1 to 1593 code for a protein of 530 amino acids. Gene Ontology annotation, molecular function: transmembrane transporter activity. NCBI's taxonomy places the organism in Eukaryota, Fungi, Ascomycota, Eurotiomycetes, Eurotiales, Aspergillaceae. The transcript is spliced from 10 exons. Gene Ontology annotation, cellular component: fungal-type vacuole. The record is from RefSeq and is a predicted model, not a curated record.